Messenger RNA from Drepanopeziza brunnea f. sp. 'multigermtubi' MB_m1, 762 nucleotides. RefSeq lists its product as uncharacterized. Lineage: Eukaryota; Fungi; Ascomycota; Leotiomycetes; Helotiales; Drepanopezizaceae. Gene Ontology annotation, cellular component: core mediator complex; mediator complex. The record is from RefSeq and is a predicted model, not a curated record. Gene Ontology annotation, molecular function: transcription coregulator activity. Gene Ontology annotation, biological process: regulation of transcription by RNA polymerase II.
AUGGACGAGCCUCAACAGCCCUCCUCCCUCGCAACAGCCUUCCCAUCGCCGCCGCCUUUCUGGACCUCCUUCACGCCCUCAAAUAUCGAGCAGAUCGCCUCCCUUCGCGCCGCGGCGCUGUCCUCUGCCCAGGCAAAAGCCAGCGACGCGUCCCCCAAACUCCCGCUGCGACUCCUGGAUCUGCCCGCCGAGUUGCGCAACCUGCAGCCGCCAGAACCACCUGCAGAUGGCCAUUACAGAUGUUUCGGAGAUCAGUUCUGGCUUGACGCCCCCCUCCCGACCCUGCAAGAGCUCUCCAUUGACCAGCUCUACACGCCGCCGGCCUCACCCUCCCCGUCCUCCUCCUCGAUCACGAAGCCGCACCACGAUCGGGCGUUCACGCUCAAGCGCCUUGCCAAGUCCCUCUUGCUGAACUUCCUGGAGCUGGUGGGCAUCAUGGCCAUCAACCCGGAGCACUACGUGGAGAAGGUGGACGACCUCAAGACGCUGUUUGUGAACUUCCACCACCUGCUUAACGAGUACCGGCCGCACCAGGCGCGGGAGAGUCUGAUCUUGAUGAUGAGGGAACAGUUAGAGAGGAGUCGAGCGGAGACGAGGGGCAUUAGGGAGAUGAAAGAGAGGGUCGAGGGGGUGUUGGAGGGCUUGGCUGCUAAGGGCGUGGAGAAUCUUGCUGUGGAUGUGCAGAUGGAAGAGCCAGUGGCGGAUCGAGGGAGGGAGGUCUGGGAGGAGCUGGAAAGGCAGUUUGGGGGUGUGGUCACGUGA